Gossypium raimondii (Peruvian cotton) is the source of this 751-nucleotide messenger RNA. Its product is annotated as 40S ribosomal protein S12. The record is from RefSeq and is a predicted model, not a curated record. The coding region runs from base 159 to 575 and encodes 138 amino acids. Gene Ontology annotation, biological process: translation. The transcript is spliced from 5 exons. Gene Ontology annotation, cellular component: ribosome; cytosolic small ribosomal subunit. NCBI's taxonomy places the organism in Eukaryota, Viridiplantae, Streptophyta, Magnoliopsida, Malvales, Malvaceae. Gene Ontology annotation, molecular function: structural constituent of ribosome.
UGACUUUAAUAUCUUUCUCACCUUCUGUUUUUAUUUUAACCCUAAAAACCAAAAACCCUAAACAUUCCUCCGCCACCCAGCAGAUCAAUUCGUUGACGGCUCCCCGCUCUUCAUUUUCUUUACUCUCAGAAGCUCCGAUCCCAUCUUCAACUCCAAAAAUGUCGGGAGAAGAAGUUGCCGUUGCCCAACCAGAGGCACCCGCUACUCUUGGUGAGCCAAUAGACAUCAACACAGCCUUGCCUCUUGUGGUGAGGAAGUCCCAAGCUCAUGGUGGGCUUGCUCGUGGCUUACAUGAAGCUGCCAAGGCAAUUGAAAAGCACAAUGCACAUCUUUGUGUUUUAGCCGAUGACUGUGACCAACCUGAUUAUGUUAAGCUGGUCAAGGCACUCUGCGCUGACCAUAAUGUUAAGGUGCUACGUGCACCUAGUGCAAAAGCUCUUGGCGAGUGGGCUGGUUUGUGUAAGAUAGAUUCUGAAGGGAAAGCACGGAAAGUAGUUGGUUGCUCUUGCGUAGUUGUGAAGGAUUACGGUGAACAACACGAGGGUGUCGAAGUUGUUCAGCAGCACAAGGAUUAAGUAAAAGAGGAUGGUUUCUUUGGUAGAAUCAGAGUUUAAUUUUUGUCAUUCAUGAUAUUUGCUUGAGUAAUUUUGUUUUUUUCAAAGGCUGAACUGCUUGGUGUUUCUUAUGCAUGCUACCUUUCUCAUUUUAAAUUACUGGCAAACCAUUUGGAAAUCCAACAAUUUUUAUCUCA